Molecule: messenger RNA, 637 nt
Organism: Aethina tumida (small hive beetle)
Lineage: Eukaryota; Metazoa; Arthropoda; Insecta; Coleoptera; Nitidulidae
Product: PHD finger-like domain-containing protein 5A
Exons: 2
Coding region: 99-431 (110 amino acids)
Biological process (GO): mRNA splicing, via spliceosome
Cellular component (GO): precatalytic spliceosome; catalytic step 2 spliceosome; U12-type spliceosomal complex
Source: RefSeq, a predicted model, not a curated record
GUCUCGCAAACUAACCUUAGUUUAUCAAAUUGUGUUUGUUAUUAUUUGAAGAAACCAGAUCACGUUUUAGUUCAACCUUUUUAUAUGUAAUAUUAAAAAUGGCAAAGCAUCAUCCUGAUUUAAUAUUCUGUCGUAAACAACCUGGCGUAGCUAUUGGAAGACUAUGUGAAAAGGAUGACGGAAAAUGUGUCAUUUGCGAUUCAUAUGUGCGACCCUGCACGUUAGUCAGGAUCUGUGAUGAAUGCAACUAUGGGUCUUAUCAGGGACGGUGUGUUAUAUGUGGAGGGCCUGGAGUUUCUGAUGCUUACUAUUGCAAAGAGUGCACCAUACAAGAAAAAGACAGAGAUGGUUGUCCCAAAAUUGUCAAUUUAGGUAGUUCAAAGACUGAUUUGUUCUAUGAAAGGAAGAAGUAUGGAUUUAAAAAAAGAUAGACAUGACUAUUUAUUUUUAUUUUAAACAUUUUAUACUAUAAUUUUAUGCAGAGAUAGUGCAUAUCAAUUUACUUCUUUCUAAGAUGUGUGUGAAUGUAUGGAGUGAUGGGUGAACUUCAAGAGGUUUUAGUUGAUUGUUCCAAAAAUCCUGAUUGUACUUGAUCUCGCCCAUCUCUAUGUGUUUGUAAUAUAAAACUUUUCUAUGA